Molecule: messenger RNA, 2721 nt
Organism: Centruroides sculpturatus (bark scorpion)
Lineage: Eukaryota; Metazoa; Arthropoda; Arachnida; Scorpiones; Buthidae
Gene: Ced-12
Product: engulfment and cell motility protein 1-like
Exons: 1
Coding region: 141-2294 (717 amino acids)
Biological process (GO): cell motility; actin filament organization
Cellular component (GO): plasma membrane
Source: RefSeq, a predicted model, not a curated record
AAGGAUGCAUGACUUUGUAGGGAGGUGAUGAUGUUAUAGCAAACGGGAAGGAAUCGAAAGGUUUGAAUUAAUCUUAUUUAUUGAACUGUUUUCUUUUUGUUGUUUUUUACACGCUGUAUCAGUUUAUUAACUAAAGAAACAUGCCGAGUGUUAAAGAUAGUAAUAUCGUGAAGAUCGCGGUGGAGAUGGACAGUCAAGUUCCUCAGCUGAUCGAAUUCGAUCAGAAAAGGCCUUUAGCGGCAAUUAUUCAGGAUCUGUGUACCGCAUGGGAAAAACCCGACUCGGAACAAUACGCUUUACAGUUUUCCGAUAACGCACAUAAUUAUAUUACAGAGAAAAAUCGAAACGAAAUAAAAAAUGGAAGUGUCUUGAGACUGACUUUUUCUCCGACUAAAACGGCACAGGAGAUCCUAGAAAAGUUAAACUAUGGUACAGUCGACGAGAAACGAUUAGCGCUUCAUAAACUCUCCAGGCUUUCAGCUGAUUAUACUUUUGCUUUAGAGUUUAUAAACAAACAAGGAUUGGCCCUUUUGGUUUCUAUGGUCGAAGGAGGUGGAUAUACGGGAGAACACUUGGCUUACACUCUUCAAUCUUUUGUGGAACUUAUGGACCACGGAAUCGUAUCCUGGGACAUUUUAGAACCGAAGUUUAUUGGAAGAGUUGCAAAUCAAGUUAAUAGUCAGAGUGCUGCUCAGGAAACCAGAUCGUUGCAAGCUUCCUUGGCUAUUUUGGAAUCUCUCGUGCUGAAUAGUUCGGGAAAAUAUCCACUUGUCGAGCAAGAAGUUACGCUUCCUAAUUUGAUCAUGCAUCUACAGUCGCCCAUUCCGGAAAUACAGCAGAAUGCGAUUGCAUUGAUUAAUGCGCUGUUUUUAAAAUCUGAAACUGCCAAAAGGAAAGGUAUUGCCGGAACACUUUCUUCCCGUCAUAUCAGGAAUGUUAUAUUGACUAAUAUUAUCCAAGUUCAACAUGUUGGUGCAGAAAUGGCUCAUCAGUUGUAUGUUUUGCAGACAUUACUAUUAAAUUUGCUAGAAGAGAGAAUGAACACCAAACUUGAUCCUCAAGAACCAGAAGCUAGAGAAAGAAUCUUAGAGUUGAGAAAAAUUGCUUUUGAUACCGAUAACGAUGCUACGAAUUCUGCAGGACGGAAAGGAGGCGGAUAUUCUAAAGAUUAUAAGAAACUUGGAUUUAAAAAUCAUGUUAAUCCAGCCGAAGAUUUUACAGAAAUACCUCCUGGAAUGUUGGCUCUUGAUAAUAUGAUUUAUUUUGCUCGCAACCACACAGAAAAUUAUACCAAAGUUGUUUUAGAAAAUUCUUGUAGGGCAGAUGAACACGAAUGUCCAUUUGGUCGAACUAGUAUUGAAUUAACAAAAUUACUUUGUGAUAUUUUGAAAAUAGGAGAACCACCAACAGAACAGGGCAAAAUAUUUUAUCCAAUGUUCUUUACACAUGAUCAUCCCUUUGAGGAAUUUUUCUGUAUAUGUAUUGUUCUGUUAAAUAAAACUUGGAAAGAAAUGAGAGCUACUACAGAAGAUUUUGGAAAAGUAAUUAGUGUUGUUAAAGAACAAAUAACAAGAGCAUUAAGUACAGAUCCACCACCAUUGACUUUAGAAAAGUUUAAAAGUAAAUUGGCAACUCUCACUUAUAGUGAAAUAACUAAUUUGUGGCAACAGGAACGAUCAAAUCGAGAAGAAUGGGAAUCACAGGCUCGCCCAAUUGUUGAAUUAAGGGAACAAAUUACUCCAGAAAUUAUGGAUCUCAUUCAGCAACAGAGAUUACGAUUUCUUUGUGAAGGAACUAUGUUCACCAAAUAUUCAAAUAAAGGUCAACGAAUUAAGGAUAAAUUUUGGUAUUGUAGAUUAUCACCAAAUCACAAAGUUUUUCAUUAUGGUGAUUGUGAUGAAAAUAUAAUACCAUCAUUAGAAGAACUUCCUCACAAGUUACAAGUUGUUGAAAUUAAAAAUUUAGUUACUGGAAAAGAAUGUCCUCACAUGAAGGAUGUAAAACGAACCAAAUCCACUCUUUCCUUAGCAUUUUCAUUGAUUCCAGAUUCAGAUCAAGAACCAUUGAAUUUUGUUGCAUCAAAUGAUAAAGGGUUUGAUUAUUGGACAGAUGGGAUUAAUGCUCUUCUUGGAAACAAAAUGGUUAGCAAAGAAACAAAGAAUGACUUAGAAACAUUGCUCAGCAUGGACAUUAAGUUGAGAUUAUUAGAUACUGAAGGAGUUGAUAUUCCAGAAAAUCCACCAGAAAUACCUAAAGAACCAUCUAAUUAUGAUUUUUGUUAUGAUUUUAAAUAAAUUUCUGAAUAUACUUUUUCAGAAUUUCUAUUUCAUAUAUCUGUAUGUAUGUGCUGUGGAGAAUCAUUCAACUUAAUUCAUAAUAACCUUGACUAAUAUAAGAUAGUAACGACAUUAAUUAACAGAUAAAUGUAUUGUAAAAAAUGUUUAAGAAGCAAAUGUAUUUUUCAUUACAUUGUAUUUUUAGCUUUUCUAAUUUGAAUUUUUAAAUGCGUUAUUUUUUAAGGUUACAUGACUUUGCCACACGUUUAUUCCGUUUGCUUGAAAAUGACUAAAUCAAGAAUCAAAAAUAUGUCUAAGCUUCUUGAUGAUAAAUAUUCAUUAUUUUUAUAAUGUUGUUAUUGUCUCACAUAUUAUUUAAGAUAGUUCUUGUCAUACCUUCUAAUGUAAUUUUUGUAUAAUUUAUGAAUGUAUUGUACUGUACAUG